AUGGUGCAAGGGGACGAGGCGAAAAACCGGAGGAACUUCUUCCAAACCAUUUUCGAGCAGCACGCCGUUAGGAAAAGAAAAAAGGCAAAGAUCAAUCUAAGAAUAUUAUACGGAUCGGAGGGGUCCAACAGCUACAAAAAGGCCAAGGGCUUUCUAAACGAAUUAAUACCAUUUUUCAAAGACAUAGAAAAUAUAUGUAACGAAAUAAACAGUAUAGUAACGGAGGAAGGAGGGAGUCACCACCUUCUCAACGGAAGGACAAACGAACUGGGUCAUGGGGAUGACAGAUUGGUGAGCUAUUUUAAGGAGUAUUCAAAAUUGUUACAAAGGAGGAAUGAGCAAAAUGUAAAGAGGGGCAAAAAGGACUCCCUCCAUGAAGAGGGGGUAAAUACUGCAUAUGAGCCUUUACAGCAAUUUCAAGAGAAGGAAAAAAAAGGAAGCGAUAAAUUUGCAAACUACCUGGACUGCUGCUUAAGCAGCAAUGUUUGUACAGUCAGCUUCGAUUUUGUGAGUGGCAACGAGUUUAACGAUUAUACGUUCUUCGAACGCACCAGUGAAUAUGAUUUAAAUGUGCUGCUGCUAUUUGUGAGUACAGCUAGCCAUGGUUCUUUCCCCCAAAACUGCUACAAAUUUGAACAACUGUUGGAAGAUUUAUUUAACGAUUUUCGAGUGGAAAAGGAUUUUUUGAAAAAUGUUUUUUAUACCUGCAUAGGGUUCGGGAACAAACAGUACGGAAGCACUCACUUCUGCUCACCUGUUAAGAAGUGCGACAAGUAUCUCUCCUACUUGGGUGCCCAAAAAUUAUUUAAGACGCUAAAAUUUUGUGAUGAGGAAAACAACGAAGAAGUGUUUCUUCUGUGGAAAUGCAGUUUGUUUAAAACCAUCAGUUUGGGUCUCCUUUUCUAUUGCUUUAAUUUUCCCCAAUUAUGCUCCUUUGUACCCUAUGCAGACAGGAAGAUUUACAGCUCCCUGCAGCACUACUGCUUCUUUUUUUGCGCAAAGGGGGACAGCCGAAAGGGGAUAGAUGCCGACAUCGGGGUGAGCAGCAAAACUGACUCGGCACCGAUCGAGGUGCCACAGGAGGGGGGGAAUCACACCCAUGGGGUGAUUCAGAAGGGGGAAAGUCCGCAAGCGGGAGACCCCCACAAUGGCGACGAAUGGGAAGAGGCUCCCACCGACGCGAAAAACGGCGAAGUUGAAAUGGUAGAAAAGGGCGCACUUACCUAUGGGGUAAAAAAAGGGGAAGAUGCGAACAGAAGCGCUUCUCUCUGCAGCAGCGGGGACGAAUUGGAGGACCUCAUCCCGGAUAAGCCAAAAGAUAUGCUCACAUGUAACCAAAGAAAUAAGCUCACGAAGGAAGGAUACAAAAUCAUCGGUUCCCACAGUGCGGUGAAGUUAUGCAGAUGGACCAAGUCUCAUUUAAGAGGCCGAGGAGGAUGCUACAAGCAUACCUUUUAUGGGAUUAAUUCUUACCAAUGUAUGGAAGCUACCCCAAGUUUAGCAUGCGCAAAUAAAUGCGUUUUCUGUUGGAGGCAUCACAAAAACCCAGUGGGGACUCACUGGAAAUGGAAUAAAGACGACGCGGAGAUGAUUGUACAUGAGGCACUUAAAAAACAUAAAAGUAUGAUCAAAGAAUUGAAAGGAGCACAUGGAGUUGUUAAAGAAAGAUUUGAUGAAGCAUCCCACGUUAGACAUUGUGCCUUGUCUCUAGUGGGGGAACCAAUAAUGUACCCAGAUAUUAACAAACUGAUUGAUGAGCUGCAUAGUAAAAAUGUCUCAACCUUUCUAGUAACAAAUGCGCAGUUCCCAAAUGAGUUGCAAAAAUUACACAAAGUGACGCAACUUUACCUUUCCAUUGAUGCCCCUAGUGAAGAAGCUUUGAAGAACAUAGACAGGCCAUUAUUUAAAGAUUUCUGGGACCGAUACGUACGGUGCAUUAAAAUUUUAAAAAAGAGAAAAGAAAGAACCGUAUUUAGAUUUACCCUAGUUAAGGAAUACAAUAUGAUGUCAGAAGAAAUUUUAAGUUACACCAAAUUGAUAGAAUAUGGCUACCCAGAUUUUAUAGAAAUUAAAGCGGUGACUUAUUGUGGUUCCUCUGAUGGUUAUCAGCUCACUAUGAAAAAUAUCCCAUGGCAUGAAGAAGUGUACCAGUUUGCCUACAACUUAGUGCACUCUAAUGGGUAUCUAUCCGACUCGUAUGAAAUUGCCUGUGAGCAUAGACACUCUUGCAGCAUUUUAAUAGCAAAAAAGAAGUUCAAAAUUAAUGAUAAAUGGCACACUUGGAUUGAUUACGAUAUGUUUCAGUGGUUGGUCAGGCAGAAUAAAGAUUUUACCGCUGUUGACUACUGUGCGGAGACUCCCGCCUGGGCUGUCAUGGGUGCAGAGGAGCGGGGCUUCAACCCGUGCGAUGAGAGGGUCUACACGAAGGGGAAGAACAAAAAUAAGCCGCCCCUUGCAGAGAGCGCCUCACGGUGAAGAAGUGGCAUUUGUACGCCUUUAACUGGGGAGCUACCCAAUACCUCUCCUCUCCAUGGAAGCACCUCCCCCCAAGUGGAGCAUUUCUCCCUUUUUGACGUCGUUCCACCUGAAGACGUAUGUGUACACCGGGCCUAGCAGCUUCUGUUGGGGAUAAUUUGAACUGCUAACCCCGGGUUAGCACCCUUCGCGCUGAUCAUUUGGGAUGCUUGACCUAUUUGUGCGCCCAGCUGGUCCCCUUUUUUUUUUUUAUUUAUGCCCUGAUUUGUUUCCUUAUGUUCCCAUUUUUUGUAGAGUGACCAAUAUAUGCAUUGCAUGGGUGCGCCUUUUAUUUUGCGGCUCCUCGAUUUGUUAAGCGGCUCAUUUGGUAAAGGUUCGCCACACGAGGGGGCACCGCACAUACCUGGGGGCAGCGCAACUCCCUUUUCUGAGUAAACUCUCCAGUGCUAAGAAGCCAGGGAACACGCCUAUCUUUUCGAAAUUGGGGCGAAUGCGUUUAUGCUGAGG
Plasmodium vivax (malaria parasite P. vivax) is the source of this 2982-nucleotide messenger RNA. RefSeq lists its product as hypothetical. Lineage: Eukaryota; Apicomplexa; Aconoidasida; Haemosporida; Plasmodiidae. Gene Ontology annotation, biological process: wybutosine biosynthetic process. The coding region runs from base 1 to 2475 and encodes 824 amino acids. The record is from RefSeq and is a predicted model, not a curated record. Gene Ontology annotation, molecular function: FMN binding; 4 iron, 4 sulfur cluster binding; catalytic activity. The transcript has a single exon.